UAUUCAUAAACUUUCUCUGGAAUGUUCCUCGUUUGUUUGGGAAAACAAAAGAUGUCAUUGCAACGUAACUACCCACACGGAACAAACGUGAUCUCUCGUCCUUUAAAGAUAACAUCCGUUUUGCCAGUUUCUCAUUUCCAAAGGACGAUUUAAACAAGUAUCCUACAAGUUCUCCACUCAGCGAAAUCACGAGUGAAUGAUAUAUACUGUUUUGCUUUAAUUUAUGAGCCAAUCAACUCGUAAUUAAUGCUCUUCACACCUCAUCCAGACGACGUUAAGCUCAUUAAAUUUGUUUAUUGACUGUUCAGUGAAAGAAGUUGCUCCUUUUGGCGUAAAAACCUUGGCAAUGUCGAAGAACUCAGCGCACGAGAUGUUUGCCUUUAAAGAAAGAGUGGAGAGGAAUACGAUAGAUUUUGCUGCAGAACGAGCGCGAAUUAAGAAAGGUAAAGUACUAACUGGAAGGUAUUCUCUUCCUGAAUUAAGCCAAACAAGAGAAAGUUUUGUUCUUCCCGACAUUACAACUACUCAACUAACACAAAACUUCGCAAUGGCUCGUGCACGUUUGAAGAACAGCGAAGGAACGAAUCCAGGACAUGCAAAGAAGGUUGUGAAACAGGGCCGACUUAGAGAUAACACCGUUGCGUUGGAAGAAAAUGGAGGAAAGAGCAUGGAUGACUUAGAAGGAUUAUUCGUUUCUAAACUGAACUUUCAGGAUGAGGAUCGAGAUGAUUCACCCCAAUUCUCUCAGCCAUUGGAUCGCGCAAAGAAACUUAGAAAACAACGAAGCCGUCUUUCGAAAACUGACAGCGGAUUUGGUGAAGAUUCAAGCGACGAUGUUGCGGCUUACUUCGCUGAUUCUCCGAAUGAAUCCGACCAGGUGUCGAAUACUUCGAAAGGCUCGACUUCGUUGCCUUCGCCUGAUCAAUCGGCAAGCCGAGUCUCACCUCGAGAAAGAACACAUAAGAUAAAGUCAGACCUCAGGAAUAUUUUGAACCGAAAGCAAACUAUAGUGCGAAAUACAGAAAAGCUAGCUGCACGGCCUCACAUGUGUGUUCAAUCGCAACAAUCACUUCAUGCUGACUUGAUAGCGUUUAAAAAUUUUACGGCCUCUCAUAAUGGUGAAAGUUUAAACUGCACUUUGCAGACAAACGAACACUGUGUGAAACUCAGAGAAGUUGUUUUAAAGACCAAAAGAAAUUCGUUCGAUGGUGGCGAUGCCCUAAAACAAUCAGACACUUCACUUGCUGUUCUGAAAACGCGACGCCGGCUUUUAGGAAAACAAAUCUCAACGGGACCUCCAUUUCCUUUCACAGAACGGCGAAUUCACAAAGAACGUGUAAUAGACAUGACGAAAGCAGUUUGUACCUGUAACAGUAGUCGUGUGCACUUCUCGGAUUUCGACAGAAUGGAUUUAAACAGACAAUGCGUCAGCUGCCCUGCCGAUUUUCGAGCUCCUCAAGAAAGAGUAAAAUUGUCGGACCAUGACACUAACCCGCAUUUUGGGUCUGCAGUUUCUACGUGUAGUUUAACUGAACAAGCUUUGCUUGAAAGCUCGCGGUCGCAGGAGACUGUGGAUGUCAAAAUGAAAUGCCAAGAGUGGCUAACCAGAUGGUUAGCUUCCAACAGCAAAUCGCAACACGAAGAAACUAUAAAUGAAGACAUUUGUUCCACAACGCAUUGA
Molecule: messenger RNA, 1681 nt
Organism: Pocillopora damicornis (cauliflower coral)
Lineage: Eukaryota; Metazoa; Cnidaria; Anthozoa; Scleractinia; Pocilloporidae
Source: RefSeq, a predicted model, not a curated record